AUGAAGACCCCCAAAAUUCUUUUGACUGGUGCUACCGGCUACAUAGGUGGGACGAUUUUGGACACUCUCUUGACAUCUUCCCAUCCUUGUUUCAAAACCAUUCACAUCUCAGUUCUUGUUCGUCGUCGAGAUCAAGCCGAAGUUCUUGCCAGCCUUGGAGUCACCACCAUUCUCUUCGAAAGCCUUGACGACACUGAUCUUCUCACCGAAGCAGCGUCAACCCAUGACAUCGUUAUCCAUGCCGCAAAUGGCUAUCAUAUCCCCUCGGCGAAAGCCCUGCUUUCAGGUCUAGCUCAACGCAAGGCCAAUACAGGCAAGCCAGUGCACUAUAUCCACAACUCUGGAACUUCCAACUUUGGAAACAGGCCUGUCUCGGGCAAGUAUCUCGAGGAACCAAGGGUGUAUUCUGAUAAAGAUGAUAUUUACGCUUAUGAGAAGCUUCGAGAAGAGAAAGAGAAGUACAACCAGCGAACUAGCGAUGUGGCUGUUUUCGAAACAGGUGUCUACAUCGGCGUGGAGACGUACAUCAUCUGUUCACCCUUGAUCUACGGCCGCGGAACAGGGCUUUUCAACAAAUCGUCUAUCCAAAUUCCUAUCAUGAUCAGAGCUGCUCUUAAAAGAGGUCAAGCUAUAUACGCCGGUGAUGGUCUAGGGGUUUGGGAUCAUACACAUAUCGAAGACAUCGCUAGUCUGUACGCCCUUAUCGUGAACAAGAUUCUCGACGGGGAGAAGAUUCCUUCUGGAAAAGAGGGUUUUUACUUUGCCAAUCAUGGGAAGCAAAGCUGGUUGGAUAUAGCAAAGGGUAUUGCGAGAGUUGGCUACCAGCGAGGCAAACUCGCUGCUGAGCCGAAGAGUGUUUCGCUCGCCGAGGCGAGUCUGGCAUGGUUUGGGGGUGAUGAGGAUUUGACGGAGCCAGCUAUCUGUUCCCAUUCUCAGACACGGGGAGAGAAGAGUCGUGAGUUGGGGUGGAGGCCUUUGAAGGAUGAUUCGCGAUGGGAGGAGACUAUCACUGAAGAGUUUGAGGUUGCCUUGAAGGCUAUGGCUUGA
Fusarium coffeatum is the source of this 1047-nucleotide messenger RNA. RefSeq lists its product as uncharacterized. Bases 1 to 1047 code for a protein of 348 amino acids. The transcript is spliced from 3 exons. The record is from RefSeq and is a predicted model, not a curated record. NCBI's taxonomy places the organism in Eukaryota, Fungi, Ascomycota, Sordariomycetes, Hypocreales, Nectriaceae.